Molecule: messenger RNA, 1359 nt
Organism: Alternaria burnsii
Lineage: Eukaryota; Fungi; Ascomycota; Dothideomycetes; Pleosporales; Pleosporaceae
Exons: 2
Coding region: 1-1359 (452 amino acids)
Source: RefSeq, a predicted model, not a curated record
AUGAGGAGGCAGUACGAGAAGGUUGCCGAUGAGGUCCUUCAAAUCUCUCAAGAAUUCCCAUAUGGCAAACUCCACCCUAUAUUGCGCUUACCCUGGUUUCGCAGAGUUUGGGUCUUCCAGGAGGUUGUUUUAGCACGGAAAGUGGUAUUUUAUUGUGGCGAACGUCUGAUAGCUUUCGAAAACCUGGCCUUUGCAACGGAUUUUACACGUGUCCCAUAUUCGAAAUCUGACUCACUAGCACUUCACUGGAGAUCGUAUCUCGAAGGUCAUAAUGCGUGUAUCCGUCUUCUUCGGCUAAAAGAAAAGGGAGAAGACUCGAAGCUUCCCCAUCAGUACCUCUUAACUAUUGUAGCGAACUUGGAUGUCACGCAACCAGAGGAUAAGAUCCAUGCGAUGUACGGAUAUGCUAAAAGGAUGGAGUUGGAUUGGCCAAUUCCAGACUACACAAAAUCUGUCGCUCAAAUAUAUACCGAGGUUACGAUCGCUUGUUUCCGGCAGUCGAAAGACCUCGAAGUUAUACUCAUGGCCAUAGGUCCAGCAAGCGAAGAAUUUGGGUUGCCUUCUUGGGUUCCGGACUUCUCAAGGCGUUUUACAGACUAUAGUCCGUCAAAGCCGCCGAAAAUAGACCCAGUGCCUUUCAGGAACAAACAGUGUUCAGGAACGACUGAAUGCGACUGGAUUCUCAUACCAAAUGGAAGACGACUCAAAGUAAAGGGAAGAAAAAUUGAUUACAUCACAGCUGUCAGCGAACCUUGGCAAGCCGAUGCUACCACUACACUACUCGGAGGCGCAGAUUUCAACUCGGGUCAAAUAUUUGACAGUUUCAUUGAAUGUAUUGGCUCCUGGUACGAAGUCGCCUUGCAACGAAGCAUGACCCACAACGACGGCGCGGAUUCUGCGCACCAAUUUGUAGCUGUCUCGGACCUUGUCUGUCUUCUCACACGUGCGCACUUGGGUCGCACUACACUUCCUGACCAAUUUGCCGAACUUAUCUCUGCCCUCAUCAGUUGCACCAGAAGGGAUAUGGUAGCCUUGCGCACGGUUUUUAUCCAUCCUGAUAACGACAACAACCAAAUCAGGAUUACACCACAGAUGCAACAAGCCAUUGAACGUUUGGCGCCAUUGAUAUGGAAGUUGAUCUUUCGGACAACAGUGAAAUCAUGCAUGGGCAUCAGUAAUUACAAUGCCAAGGCUGGGGAUUUGUUGGUUGUACUUCACGGCAUGGCGUCACCAUGUGUUGUAAGGCCUUGUGCAGGAGGUUUCAAUUUCAUUGGUCAAGCUUUUGUGCCUGAAGUCAUGAACGGCGAGUUUUGGGACGGAGGAUCAGACGAGGACGAUGAGUGGUUUACCCUGAUAUAG